Molecule: messenger RNA, 546 nt
Organism: Staurois parvus
Lineage: Eukaryota; Metazoa; Chordata; Amphibia; Anura; Ranidae
Source: the annotation of a GenBank genome assembly
AUGGAAAACAACAUCCUUUGGAACUUCAAUGUCCAAAGUGUAAGAAGUCCUUUAAAAAACAGGCUGCUCUGCGGAGGCACAAAGAGACCCAUGUGGACAAAAAAAAUCACUUUGGCCUGUCCCAGAGAAGACUGUAAAAAGACAUUUACUACAGUCUUCAACCUGACUCAUCAUGUACGAAAGGAUCAUCUAUGCUUGCAGCCUUACCAUUGUUACCAUGCUGACUGCAAUAAAACCUUUGCCAUGAGGGAAAGUCUGCUUAGACAUCUUGUGGCUCAUGAUCCUAACAAGGAGAAAAUGAAGCUCAAAUCCAACAUUAAACCAUCAAAGAAACGUUUAAGAGGAGCCGUCUGCCAACUGCCAGUAGUGGAGCAAGAUCUGAGUCGUCUGUUUAAUCAGAAACUUUGCUUCCGAAGUAAAACUCUCCUGGAGAGUAACCUUUCUAUCCUCUUCAAUGAACGUCUGCUACGAGAUCCUGUGGAGCCAGAAUUUAAUCUCAGCAACCUUUUCCAGCUUGUAUCUGCCCAUGCUGAGAAAGCAGCCUAA